Uranotaenia lowii is the source of this 1413-nucleotide messenger RNA. Its product is annotated as dopamine D2-like receptor. Gene Ontology annotation, cellular component: membrane. Gene Ontology annotation, biological process: adenylate cyclase-activating adrenergic receptor signaling pathway. Bases 1 to 318 code for a protein of 105 amino acids. The record is from RefSeq and is a predicted model, not a curated record. Gene Ontology annotation, molecular function: melanocortin receptor activity; dopamine neurotransmitter receptor activity, coupled via Gi/Go. The transcript has 3 exons. Lineage: Eukaryota; Metazoa; Arthropoda; Insecta; Diptera; Culicidae.
AUGAUAUUCACCAUCUACAAAGUGCACAAGGCGUCCAAAAAGAAGCGGGAAAAAUCGUCAGCGAAAAAGGAACGCAAGGCAACCAAAACGCUGGCCAUCGUGUUGGGUGUCUUCCUGAUCUGCUGGGUGCCAUUCUUCACCUGCAACAUCAUGGACGCGAUGUGCACCAAGCUGGACAUGACCUGCCAGCCGGGCGUGACGGCCUUCAUCCUGACGACCUGGCUCGGGUACAUGAACAGCUUCGUCAAUCCGGUCAUCUACACCAUCUUCAAUCCGGAGUUCCGGAAGGCGUUCAAGAAGAUCAUGCACAUCGAGUGAGUGGGACGGAUUCGGCCGGGUCGGGCAGGUCUGGCUCUGGGAGAUCUGUCCUCCGGUGAGAUGGUCACAAGAGGUGGCGUCGAGACGACCGGAAGUGGGGGUGGUGGCGGCGUCUCCUUCGGUCCACGGACGCUUGGCAACUGGCGGCACCGGACUAUUCACUAGUUAGUAGCCAGUCGACGUUCCUGUAUAGUAUAGCUCUAGAAAGAUAAAAAGGAGAAGACGGACCUAAAGUACAUACAUACAAAAAAAAAGACACACACGCUCACAAAAAAGAACGGUACCAGUUGAGUUCAGUUUAGCUGAAAUAAACAAUUUUUUUCUCUGCUCCUUUCCAGGUUGUUGCAUUCUGGCAGCUUCUGCUGCCAGGAAAAAAAGCUGGUCUUGCAGCAAUUCUUCCCUCAAAUUGCUGUUAUUUUUCUCCUCCGAAGUUCUGUUUCGGAUUGUGCCCGGAUGCAUCCAAGUGGUAUUUGUUCGGGUGGUUUCUGGUUUCUUUCCUGGAUCAUUUUUUAGAGCUAUUUUUUAAAUUUUUUUUCCUUCUCUUGUUUUGUGCUGCUGAUGCUCAACUUCAUAAAUUUGUUUGAUAUUGCAACAGAUAGACUUCCACAGUUUUCAGUUUUCAGCUAACGAAUCUGCUGCUUCUGUUUCGGAUAAGCGUCAUCAUUAGGAAGAUGUACAAAGUGGAUCAAAAUUUCGGAAGCAAAUUAUGGCGGAUUCGUUUACUAAAUCAAGACGAGAAAUUAACAUAGCAAAGAGGAUUUAGAAACAUGAAUCAGAGAGAUCAAGCAUUUAAAACCGAAUUUAUCAAAUUUCAGAAGACUUAUUCUCAAUCUAAAACAAGAUAAUUUGAAUCAGUUGCCAAUGCCAGUCGAAACAAAAAAAUAACAGGAUUCACUGUAAUUUCUGUUUUUUUUUUCAACAGGUUUUAAAAGUUUAUUCCGAUUUCGAUAAAAUUUCCAAAAAUUUUUAAAGCAGGUAUGAGCAAACUUUGCAAAUGGCCUUAGAGCGUUUUUCUAAUACAAUAUAUGAUAGAUUAACUCAACUCAAUUUUUUUAAAUAAGAGUGCUGUUUUCCAGAAAAAGUAUUUUCUAAGAA